Messenger RNA from Sceloporus undulatus (fence lizard), 1954 nucleotides. RefSeq names its product dihydrouridine synthase 1 like (gene DUS1L). The transcript has 14 exons. The coding region runs from base 162 to 1619 and encodes 485 amino acids. Gene Ontology annotation, biological process: tRNA processing. The record is from RefSeq and is a predicted model, not a curated record. Gene Ontology annotation, molecular function: flavin adenine dinucleotide binding; tRNA dihydrouridine synthase activity. Lineage: Eukaryota; Metazoa; Chordata; Lepidosauria; Squamata; Phrynosomatidae.
UUUCCGCGGGGGCCCUGUUUGGUGUGACACCACCAGAGCCUCCUCCUUGCCGGUCGGAGUGGGAUGGCGGGGGCACCGCAGUCCAGGUGUCUCAGCGCCCUGCCUGGGAAUGGGCCUCCGCGGGCGGCAGCAGCAUCAGCAUAGCCCCCAGUCACAGGAAGAUGCCCAAACUGAAAGGUUUUGAGUUCUGGAGCAACACACUGAAAAGUGCUCGUUUUGUGGUUGCUCCCAUGGUGGAUCAGAGCGAGUUAGCGUGGAGACUGUUGAGCCGCCGCCAUGGAGCCCAGCUGUGUUACACACCUAUGCUGCAUGCUCAGGUCUUUGUCAGAGAUGCCAAUUACCGUAAGGAAAACCUAUACUGCGAUGUGUGUCCAGAGGAUAGACCUUUGAUUGUGCAGUUUUGUGCCAAUGAUCCAGAAGUGUUUGUUCAGGCUGCCUUGCUGGCUCAAGAUUACUGUGAUGCUGUUGACCUGAACUUGGGGUGCCCUCAGAUGAUUGCAAAGAGAGGUCACUAUGGAGCAUUCCUACAGGAGGAAUGGGACCUUCUUCGGAGAAUGAUUAUGUUGGCUAACGAGAAGCUCUCUGUUCCUAUCACAUGCAAAAUCCGUGUUUUCCCAGAAAUUGCCAAGACUGUGAAAUAUGCCCAGUUGCUGGAAGAGGCUGGUUGUCAACUCCUGACUGUCCAUGGCCGCACCAAAGAGCAGAAGGGCCCUCUUGCUGGUGUAGCCUCCUGGGAGCACAUACAGGCAGUGAGAAAAGCUGUAAAGAUCCCUGUCUUUGCAAAUGGAAAUAUUCAGUGCCUAAGUGAUGUGGAGAAGUGUAUUCAGAAGACAGGUGUUCAGGGUGUCAUGAGUGCAGAGGGCAAUCUUCACAAUCCAGCUUUGUUUGAAGGAAGAAACCCUGUAGUUUGGGAGAUGGCUGAUGAAUACUUGGACAUAGUACAGCAGUACCCUUGCCCUCUGUCCUAUGUCAGGGCUCAUCUCUUUAAGCUUUGGCAUCAUACGCUGCAAGUUCACCAGCAACUACGUGAUGAAUUGGCAAAAGUGAAGACACUGGAUGGACUUGUAGCUGUCAACCAGGAACUGAAGCUACAUUGCCAGAAAGAAAUGGCUCAGUUGAAGGAAGAAGAGAAACCAAAGGGAGGAUUGCCUUUCUUCCAUUGGAUUUGUCAGCCAUACCUCCGGCCAGGGCCCAAAGAGACAUGCAAGGAAAAUGGCAGUAGUGGUAUAGAAGGAAGUACACGGGUGAAGAGAGCUCUGGAAGAUGAGGAAGAUGGCAACUCUGAUUCUCUUUCAAAGAACAAACAAAAGAAGAAACUAAGAAAUCCUAAUAAAAGCUUUGAUCCAUCCUUAAAACCUAAAUAUGCAAAGUGUGAUCAGUGUGGAAACCCAAAGGGUAACAAGUGUGUGUUUAACCUGUGUCGAGGAUGCUGUAAGAAAAGGGCUUUUAGAGAAACAGCAGAUUGUCCAGGUCAUGGUCUGCUUUUUAAAACCAAAUAUGAAAAAAGUCUUUUGUGGAAAAGUGGGCAGUCCAGUUUGGAAAAGGUUGAAGUGACAGCACAACAAGGUGAGGUGGAGGAGACAUUAUUACUGAAAGAAGCUAUUGAUGGUGUCGCAUGAGGCCUUGGUAAUUCCUCCUGGAUUUGCGAAGUAGCCUCUAUCUCCCUCCCUGGGCCAAAGAAAUGUCUGCUUCCAGAACACAAGCACGUGAUGCCACAGACCAGAUUGAUAGGUCUUAUUAAGGAAGUUUCUUUCUCAGGGAAAUAUCUUGUAGUGGAAAUAAAAAGGAUGCAAAGAAGGCUUUUUUUCACAAUGUGUUUGAAGGAUUUCAAAGGACUGAGCCAGAAGCACCGACCUCAAUAUGCUGCAUUGGAGACACCUUUAAAGAAAUGACCUGCCUGUUAAAAAAAUUGUGUAUGGUUUUAAAAUGGACAAAUAAAUCUUUUAUAUAAGAA